Bicyclus anynana (squinting bush brown) is the source of this 2169-nucleotide messenger RNA. RefSeq names its product origin recognition complex subunit 2 (gene Orc2). The transcript is spliced from 9 exons. Gene Ontology annotation, cellular component: nucleus; nuclear origin of replication recognition complex. Gene Ontology annotation, biological process: DNA replication. The record is from RefSeq and is a predicted model, not a curated record. The coding region runs from base 252 to 1847 and encodes 531 amino acids. Lineage: Eukaryota; Metazoa; Arthropoda; Insecta; Lepidoptera; Nymphalidae. Gene Ontology annotation, molecular function: DNA replication origin binding.
AAUUACAUUUAUUUGAAAUUUCUCUAAAGUUUGCAAAAAUUUUGUUUAUUACUUGUCCCUAACUCCCAAGUAUUAUGUUAACGUAUUGUGCACUAGUUUUACGCCUGUAAUUUGUGAAAGGUGGAUAUUUUAAAAUAAGGAAACCUUGAUUCUCAUAGGAAUUUCGAAAACGAUUUACGAGCCAUUGUAAUACAAUAAUAAGGAUAAAUCAACACUGCAGGUUUGUAACAAAUAACUACGUAGGAAAAGAUAUGGCUGAACCGAGCUGCACACCUAGAAGAACUAGAAACAGGACUGCACCAAAGAGAUAUGAAGAGUUCUUAGACAUGUCACCUGUAAAAAGAAAGACCCAAUGUUAUGUUGAAAGUUCUGAUGAGGAUAUUGAUGAGAGCAGCACACCAAAACCAAAAGCUCUCUUCACAAGUGAUGAUGUAGAAGGCCAGGAUAUUUUCAAAUUCAAAUCUCGUCAUACAAAAAAUGAUCUCCAGAAUAUAGUUAAGGCAGCUGUUACCAAUUCCUUCAAUAACACUAACACACCAAUGAAAACUCCUAAGAAGUAUCUCAAUCUACAGCAGGUGGUUGAGGCAACACCUAAACAUGUUGUUAAUAUUAUGAAGAAAAAAAUUAUCCAGGCAGUAGAAAGUGACUCGGACAGUGAUUUCUCUGGAAGCAGCAGUGAUUUUGUUCCAAGCAAAAGUGAUGAAGAGGUCCCUUCAGAAAGUGAGAGCAAUUCAGAUGUUGAAGAGGAAAGUUGUCCAAAGAAGUCGACUGCAUCACAAAUCACUAGGAAUAAAGGUGGCAAAGCAAAACAAAAAGACUCGGAAUAUUUUGUCACACCAGAUAAUUAUUUCAUGAUGAAUUCUAGUAAAAAAAUUACCACAUCAGAUCAUACCUUAGCAAGAUUGAAAAAUAUGAAUCUCAAUGAUAACAUGAAAGAAUUUGAUGUUCAUUUGUCAACCGAACAUCAGCACAAAAUAAGAGAUCUCACAGAAACCUAUGAUCAACUAUUUGACAGAUGGCUUUAUGUACUAAGUGAAAAUUUCAAUGUGAUCCUAUACGGCAUAGGUUCUAAGAGACAAGUCCUGCAGAGGUUUCAAGCGGAGAAACUUCAGGAUAUGCCUUGUGUUGUUGUUAAUGGGUUCUUUCCUAGUCUUACUAUGAAGAGUAUUCUGGAAACUAUUGUGGUUGAUCUGCUGGAGAACACUCAUGUUCCAUCAAAUAUAGGCGAUGCAAUCAACUUAAUAGAAGCGCAGUUGAACGAGAGCGGCGGGCGCGUGUUCGUGCUAGUGCACAACAUCGAUGGCGCGCUGCUGCGCACUGCCAAGGCGCAGAGCGCGCUCGCGAGCCUGGCGCGGGCCGACCGCGUGCACCUCAUCGCCACCAUCGACCACAUCAACGCGCCGCUCUUAUGGGACCAUUCAAAGCUAAGCAAGUUCAUGUUCACGUGGUGGGAUGUGACAACCUUCCUGCCGUACAGCCAAGAGACGUCAUACGAGAACUCCCUGAUGUCCGGCCGCAGCGGCGCGCUGCAGCUGUCGUCCCUCAAGAGCGUGUACCAGUCGCUCACCAGCAACGCGAAGGGCAUCUUCCAGAUCAUCAUAGAGCACCAGCUGCAGAAUCACAAGCAGUCUCACUAUCAAGGUUUGCCCUUCAAGGACUUGUACUCCAAGGCUCGUGAACAGUUCCUAGUAAGCUCGGACCUCGCUUUAAGAGCCCAACUGACAGAGUUCUUGGACCACAAGCUCGUCAAACAGAAGCGUACUUACGACGGCAGUGAAAAUCUGGUCAUACCCAUUGAGAACUCCUUGCUGCAACAGUUUUUAGAUCAACAAACUACUAUGCAAUGACUGAAUUACUAUAGUGCGACAUAAAAGAGUAGAAUUUUAAGUUCAAAUGCCACAUAAAAGAUUAAUAAAAAUGAAACUAAUAAUCUCGCUGUGUGGCAACAUAUAUUUUACUGUCAUCAUAGAGCAACCAAUAAUUAUUGAUAGUUUUAUCAGGUUAUUAAAAUAAAUAAUAGUGGAAAUUCGGAUAAUUACCAAAUAAAUUACAAUAAAUAUAAUUUAUUUAGAUUUAAAUGAGAUUGACUUGAAUUUAUUUAAGUUUAAUAAAUGUAAAUCAUUAAAUUAGCUAUCUUAGUACAAAUAACAUAUGAUGCUUACUUUGGAG